AUGACGGGAAAGUCUGGGGUCGUAAUCGCGACUGAGAAGGAAGCGCAGAAAGCCGAGGUUGCGCGGAGGUACUGGGAGCAGUGUGGGGGAGGCGUGGAGCGAGAGAUUGAUCUGCGAGUGGGCGAUUUGCUGGAGACGUUGAAGGUGGUGUUGCCGCUGGUCGAUCUUUUGCUUCUUGAUAUCUGGUCCGCCCUUCCGUUACCGACCUUGAAGACCGUUCUUCCGAGGCUACGACACGGCGCGGUGGUCUUGACUGAUAAUACCAUCUCGGGCGCAGAGGGAUACAAGGACUUGCUGGCGUACGUGCGAGGGCCGAAGGGUGACUUUCAGAAUGUGACGUUGCCGUUUGCGAAUGUGUUCGAGAUGUGUGUGUACAUGCCUCGGGACCGGUCGGGGUAA
Molecule: messenger RNA, 399 nt
Organism: Fulvia fulva
Lineage: Eukaryota; Fungi; Ascomycota; Dothideomycetes; Mycosphaerellales; Mycosphaerellaceae
Exons: 2
Coding region: 1-399 (132 amino acids)
Source: RefSeq, a predicted model, not a curated record